GCUUAAGGGGUAACUGUCGGCAGCUGAUCUCAACUCGGCGUGUUCUUUCAAUCCCAUACACAAAUCAACACUCCCCCACCUAUCUCGACAUAUUCAGUAGCGAUGGCUUCUCAAAAUGAUACGAAUUUUCUUGGAGAUAAAGACUGGAAAUCGUUUAACAUAAGGACUUUUUCUGUCACGAGUGGCCGGUCUGUUGGUGAAAUAGUUAAUGUGGCAAUGGAAAUUCAGGAAAAGGCAAGACGUGAAGUAGUUAUAACCAACACUGAAAAUAUGGAUGUCUCGUUUCAUUCACGUCUGGAGAGAGCAACAGAUAUCACUGUGCUAAAACGCCUUUUGGGAGAUAUACGACAACAGCAAGCAGCUCUCCAACAACAGCAAGCAGCUCUCCAACAACAGCAAGCAGCUCUCCAACAACAGCAAGGAGCUCUCCUACAACAGCAAGGAGCUCUCCUACAGCAGCAAGGCAAAGUUAUAGACAAGAUGUGCUCACAUAUCCCGACAGGAGAUCUUAUCGAAGAGUGAUGUUGGCAAAAUAAACAUGGUUUGUUUUUUUAUAAGAUCAUACUCUCCAAAAUUUCAGUACUCUUAUAAUAAAGAUAUAAAAUCUUAGUAAAUGAUCUUCAUUAUCAUAAGUUUAUUCGAAUACUAUCACAGAUUAAUUGUUGAUGUCAAAAUACAGUGAUCAACGUUCA
Tigriopus californicus is the source of this 692-nucleotide messenger RNA. RefSeq lists its product as uncharacterized. Lineage: Eukaryota; Metazoa; Arthropoda; Copepoda; Harpacticoida; Harpacticidae. The record is from RefSeq and is a predicted model, not a curated record. The transcript has 2 exons. Bases 103 to 522 code for a protein of 139 amino acids.